Drosophila sechellia is the source of this 3022-nucleotide messenger RNA. It is a transcript of the gene AhcyL1, whose product is annotated as Adenosylhomocysteinase like 1. The coding region runs from base 518 to 2083 and encodes 521 amino acids. Gene Ontology annotation, biological process: L-methionine cycle. The transcript is spliced from 3 exons. The record is from RefSeq and is a predicted model, not a curated record. NCBI's taxonomy places the organism in Eukaryota, Metazoa, Arthropoda, Insecta, Diptera, Drosophilidae. Gene Ontology annotation, cellular component: cytosol.
UGUCUCGCUUACUGUCCUCAGUUCGGUUUAGUUCUCUUUUCUCCGGAUAAAAUCAAAUUCUAUAAGCGAUCGCCAAACGAUCCCCCACUUGGUCGCCACACAAACAACGUCGCCCGAAAGCCGACGGCUGCAUCAUCAUCACCUCUCCGGAAACUCCCAGCAAGCCCCGGAUCCAAAGUGUAGCCCCCAUUCGCAAAAGAAGAAGAAGAACAACAACAAUAGUGGAGAGGUGAAACAAAGGAGACUCGCACUAAAAACAAUUAAUUUUGCAAUUUCCACAACGUCGACAAAUCAAGUGAUUGUGCAGUUCGUAUAGACCCAGGCCAGGCCACUCAGCUAUUUGCAGCGAAUCCUGCUUGGAUUUCAGGCUUUACAUAACAUCCAAGACGGCCAUUCGAAGGAGCACCGGAAAAGGAUUGCAAACUCAGGAGUCGCAGAAGGUGGAGCACUUGGAGCUGGAGCAAGGAGACAACUAAAGGAUAGUAAGGAAAUCCCCAGAUUACCCUCUACGUCCAACAUGAACAACCUGGCAGACACUGUGGUAGUUGAUCCUGGAUUCGGAGGCGGCGACAAGCAGCAGCAGGCUGGACCGGCGCCGCAGGAUGCCAGCGUGGUGGUUCCUCCGCCGGCCACCAAGCAGUCCUCGGCUCUGAAGAAGACAAGUCGGUACAGGAGCCGCUCCCUUAGUGCCUCCUCAACGGAUUCCUUCAGCUCCGCCAGCUACACGGGCAGCAGCGAGGAUGGCGACGACGUGCCGCCCAGGGAGAAGGUCCAGAAGAACUCCAAAGGCAGCUCCGACUUCUGUGUAAGGAACAUAUUCGCCCAGCAUGCAUUUGGGCGCAGGGAGAUCGAGAUUGCGGAGCAGGAGAUGCCGGGCAUCAUAGCGCUGAAGAAGCGCGCGGCCGAGGACAAGCCUCUGAAGGAUGCCAAGAUCGUGGGUUGCACACACAUCAACGCCCAGACUGCUGUGCUCAUCGAGACGCUGGUGGAACUGGGAGCCAGCGUGCGCUGGGCCGCCUGCAACAUCUACUCCACGCAGAACGAAGUGGCCGCUGCUUUGGCUGAAUCUGGCAUCCCGAUCUUUGCCUGGCGCGGCGAGACGGAGGAGGACUUCUGGUGGUGCAUCGAUCGAUGCGUGAACGCGGAGAACUGGCAGCCAAACAUGAUCCUGGACGAUGGCGGCGAUGCCACGCACUUGAUGCUGAAGAAGUACCCGACCAUGUUCAAGUUGGUCAAGGGAAUCGUGGAGGAGAGCGUCACCGGAGUGCAUCGACUCUAUCAGCUCUCUAAGGCCGGCAAGCUGACGGUGCCGGCGAUGAAUGUCAACGAUUCGGUGACGAAGACCAAGUUCGACAACCUGUACAGCUGCAAGGAAUCCAUUCUGGACAGCCUCAAGCGCUCCACGGACGUGAUGUUCGGUGGCAAGCAGGUCGUGGUCUGUGGCUACGGCGAUGUGGGCAAGGGAUGUGCUCAGGCUCUAAAGGGGCAGGGCUGCAUUGUGUACAUCACGGAGAUCGAUCCCAUUUGCGCCCUGCAGGCCAGUAUGGAUGGCUUCCGUGUGGUCAAGCUGAACGAGGUGAUCCGCAACGUGGAUAUUGUGGUGACGGCGACCGGCAACAAGAACGUGGUGGUGCGCGAGCACAUGGACAAGAUGAAGAGUGGCUGCAUCGUGUGCAACAUGGGCCACUCGAACACGGAAAUCGACGUGAAUGGCCUGCGCACACCGGACUUGACCUGGGAGAAGGUACGCUCCCAGGUGGACCACAUUAUCUGGCCGGAGGGGAAGUACAUCAUACUGCUGGCCGAAGGCAGGCUGGUCAAUCUGAGCUGCUCCAGCAUCCCCUCGUUCGCCGUGUCCAUCACCUCGGCCACCCAGGCCCUGGCCCUGAUCGAGCUUUUCAAUGCCCCGCCCGGACGCUACAAGUCGGAUGUCUACUUGCUGCCCAAGAAGAUGGACGAGUAUGUUGCCAGCCUGCACCUGCCCACCUUCGAUGCCCAUUUGACGGAGCUGAGCGACGAGCAGGCCAAGUACAUGGGACUGAACAAGGCCGGUCCUUUCAAGCCCAACUACUACCGCUACUAGGAUGCACGGCGGGCGGAUGCGGACAAUAACACCAGCAAUUAGAAGAAACAACAACGCCAACGAAAGUAUUGUCUUUGCGAAGAAGUAAAACUAUUUAAAACAAUUGUUGACACACACACACACAUACACGCGCGGAAAACACAAAAGAAUACGGAAAGGAGAACACAAAGUUACUAUUACCAUUGUAUUGCUUAGUUUAGCUCGAGCAGAAUUCUUGGUUGCUUUUCGUUAGCAUUUAAAGUCUUCGACAUAGUAUUUAGCACUCGCUUUAGCCGCAGGAGUAUUCUCUCCGUUCACCUAUCCACCAUGACUCUCUAAUCCCCAAAACUAAUCUUGCCCCAAGAAUUUAUCCCCAUCAACAUUUUUUUUAGCCGGUUACUUAAAUUUAUUUUAGAUACUUCGUACGCCUGUCGUCAAUCAGACUGCAGUAGCUCAAAAGACGCGAUUAGUUCUCUAAAUGUAUACUUCUAAUUCGGAAUUGAUAAUAUCUUUAAUGGGAAUUGACUUGUAUAAUGGUUUCUAGCAUAUUUGCAUGACAUUUCUAUAACUUUUUUGGCGUGAAAUCAAUGUACAUUUUAAUGUUAACGACUUUCCCGACUAAUCCCUUUCUUGAGCUACGACAGCUGGGCAAUAAGUGAUCGAUUUAACCUCUCGUAUUGUUUACGUGCUUAAUUUGUUAAUGUUUAUAACCCCCGCUUAUGAUUAUGAUUAUACUUUUGUACUUUCGUUUCGUCCCGAGAGCGUUGAUGGAAAUGCAGUGCAUGGUAUUCCAUUUAUUCAAUUAUAUACACGCUGGCAUAUAUAUCAGAUCGAGAAUUAUAUAUAUAUACACUGCAUAUACACCUAAUAUGUAUAUUAGAAAAAGUGAAAAAUGUUUGUAAGAAAUUUGUGAGAAACGCAAAACAAUAAAAAAAAGGGAUUCUUUAUUGAGCAAUUAGA